Messenger RNA from Mytilus trossulus (common blue mussel), 3170 nucleotides. RefSeq lists its product as uncharacterized. The record is from RefSeq and is a predicted model, not a curated record. Gene Ontology annotation, molecular function: protein binding. Gene Ontology annotation, biological process: protein localization to ciliary inversin compartment. Gene Ontology annotation, cellular component: ciliary inversin compartment. NCBI's taxonomy places the organism in Eukaryota, Metazoa, Mollusca, Bivalvia, Mytilida, Mytilidae. Bases 30 to 3080 code for a protein of 1016 amino acids. The transcript has a single exon.
GUAUAACAAUUAUUUAUGAUCUAUUAAGUAUGACCAAGGAGACAAAUCGUUGUUAUUCACGUGAAUUAUUUGAAGCAUUCGAUGAUAACGACGAGGGAACUUUUGUAAAAAUACUGGAAAGUGGUGUAAGUACCAAUUCAUGCCUCUAUGAUAGUGAACAAGGAAACGUUUGCAUAUUAUCAAACGCAGUAAGGAAAGGAUCAACAAAGUUCGUAGAUAUAUUAUUGAAAUAUGGUGCUGACCCAAACUACGAAGACGAAGAUGGAGAAACCCCACUGUUUGAAGCCCUUUUUUCCGAUUGCGAUAAUUCAAUUCAAGAGCGUCUUUACAAAUAUGGGGCCAACAAGAACCAUAGAAAUAAAGCUGGAAAUACUCCGUUCAUUCAGUUGAUGAUCAGAUGUGCUGAUGACCAUACUUAUAACUUUCAGUCUACAACAUUGUUCUAUCUUUUAGAAGGUGGAAUUGAUUUUCAGCUGAGAAGCAGCAGAGAUCAGAAACUUAUUCAUUUCCUUGCUUUAAUUCAUAGGUGCCAUAUAUCAAAAACAGACAUUUCAAAGAGGCAUAUUUGUAUUCGAUACUUAGAAAUCCUUAUUAAAAAUGGAUUGUCUGUUCAUUCAAAGGACGGUUCUUGUUUAACUCCUCUACAUUAUGCAGCCAUGGCGUGCUGUGAAGGCGCUGUAGACUAUCUUAUUGGUCAUGGAGCUAAAAUAAAUGCACAAACUAUUUCUGGUCAACAACCGAUUCAUUUUCUUGGUCAAAAUGCAGAUCGUUCCGGUUUUCAGAAAUGUUUGAGACUUCUUCUUGACUCUGGUUCCUCCAUUCAAAAUGUUGAUAACCAGGGACGAAAUAUCCUUCACUACUUGACAACAACAAACAAAGUAAGUAAGUUAGCAAUAGAAACAGUGAUAAAUGAAGGGAUGAGCCCCGAUAUAAAGGACAAUUGUGGUUUAACACCAUUACAUCUUUGUGUCAUUCCGUCAAUAUUUGUUCAUCCAGAUGAAUUGGAAGAUGACGAAGAAGACAAAACAGACAUUUCCAAUAUUCUUACAUGUUUGGUGCAUUAUGGUGCUAGUGUAAAUGCAGUAGAUAAAAAUGGAUUAACACCACUUCAUUAUUCCCUGAGAUAUGAAUUAAAACAAGAAAUUAUUAGCACAUUACUUAAACUUGGGGCUGAUAUCAAUUUGCGGACUAUGACUGGUGAAACGGCAUUACAUAGAGCUACCUUAUAUCCUAAUCUUCUACUAGAAGUGUUAAAUAGUGGUAAAACAUUUGAAAUAAAUGCCACAGACAAUUUUGGGUCAACAUCACUGCAUUGGGCUAUCUAUUAUUUUGAAGAAGAUUGUAUCUUUCAACUUUUAAAAGCUGGAGCCGAUGCGAAUAUUUGUGAUUUCGAAGGGAGAUCGCCCGUACACUAUGCAGUUAUUUCCAAACGAACUUCACUGUUCAAUGCGCUGGGUAUAAUCUACUGUAGAGAAACCGAUCCACUACCAUGCAAGAUAGAUCCGUCAGAAGAAACUGAUCUUAAUGUAUUCAUAGAAGCUCGUAUGCAAGUAGAUGGGACUAAUUUGGACGAAAAAGUUCCUAAACAAAUCAAUGUUUUGGAACAGGCACACAAUAGCCUGAGUGGUGAUUGCAAAUUGUCAUCUGAUGAAUCACCAAGUGACUUCUCUGAGCAAAAUAUUACAUAUUCUAGGUCAAAUACCAUUGAUUUGUCAGAAGAAAUGUACACAGAUUUGUUUUCUGGUUUAGAUGAAGAAUGCAUUGGUGAGGACCACAUGUUCUGCGAUUGUCCACUACUGCAAACAGUCUUUAAUCACGAUAAAAUGGUUAAUACUGUUAAAUGGACAUUUCAUUGUGAGAAGCACAGACAGUCGUUGGCUAAUUAUAUGGAACUCAUCCUUAAUACAAAUAAUAUGGGUCUAUAUAUAGACACAACCGAGAACAGCUUAGUAGCAGAGAACAUCAAAAAGCUUCUUGAAAAACUAACAUUCGGUGUCAAACAGAGAAAUUCUCUAUUCGAAUGCGAGCUUCAGCUUGCGGGAAGCUGGAAAGAAGGAACAAAAAUAGUAUCUCCCGAUGAAUUUGAUUUUAAAUGGAUUUUAACGAAAUUCAGUACGGCUUUUGAGGUGAUUGAAUCUGAUGAGGAGAAUCUACGAAGUUAUGUUAAGUUCCAUUUAAAAGAGCAAUAUAGAGAUUCGCCGUUUAGUGAGUUCCUAGAUGAACACUUUUUCCUAGACGGACGAAAAGUUAUACGAGCACUUUAUACUUUAAUCAAUGACGUUUUGUUCGAGAUGCUUCCACACGCACAGUUGUAUCCGGUAAAAUAUUUGAAUACAGAAAAAGACUCCAUUGACACUUUAUCAUUCAGAUGGGUUGGUUGCACGUAUAAAAACAUGCUUAUAGACAUUGAUAUUGUGCCUACGCUUACUCCGCCUAACUGGAUUCCUACAUACAUGAACAAUACAAAGAAACUAUUACAGAGCCUUCAACUGGGAAAUGAUAAUACUUAUUCAGUAGUUCUAAAGACUCCGGAUUCCAGAUUUGUUAAAAACUGGAAUACUUUAUUCCGACUUUCUUUGUCUGACGUCGAAGUGGCAAUAUUCAAAGCGAUUCCAGCAUCAUCACUGAAAGGUUAUAUACUAGUGAAAUCAUUGACCAACACGUUGUAUUUUCCACAAAUAUAUGUAACUGAUGAAGACUGUUAUCUGAAGAGAUUCAUUACUACUUAUAUUAUGAAAACAUGUUUCUUGCAUGAACUUGAAAAGGACUUUACCAAUAUCUCCCAAAACCAAGAAUGUCCGGAUCAUUUAGCUAAAAUAUGGGCGUUGAAGAUAGUCAGAAGUGUCGAGAAAGCUAUAGACAGUGGUCAUUUAGAACCAUACUUUUUUUCUGGAGUUAAUCUUUUUGUAAAUAAUAGCUUAACACUGUUCAAUAACAAACUUUUUUACACAUGUGAAAUUGAAUGUAUUCAACACUUGCUUCGGAUAGGGAUUGAGACAUUAUGCAUUCGCCAUGGGGAUGUUGAUUUUAUACAACCUUUUCUCAACGACAUCUAUAGCAAGAAAACAAAUGCUAUUUAAAACCCAGUGUUUCUUUCGGAAUUAACUGGUAAGCGCGUACGUACUAUUUCCAAUCGAAUUUUAUUGCAACAAACUGAAUUGCUUGUCUGA